AUGAAGCGUUCGCCAUCAGCUCCCGAGGCCGUCCCUGCAGCUCCCGAGGCCGUCCCUGCAGCUCCCGAGGCCCCUGCAGCUCCCGAGGCCGUCCCUGCAGCUCCCGAGGCCCCUGCAGCUCCCGAGGCCGUCCCUGCAGCUCCCGAGGCCGUCCCUGCAGCUCCCGAGGCCGUCCCUGCAGCUCCCGAGGCCGUCCCUGCAGCUCCCGAGGCCCCUUUAGCUCCCGAGGCCCCUUCAGCUCCCGAGGCCCCUUCAGCUCCCGAGGCCCCUUCAGCUCCCGAGGCCCCUUCAGCUCCCGAGGCCCCUGCAGCUCCCGAGGCCCCUGCAGCUCCCGAGGCCCCUGCAGCUCCCGAGGCCCCUGCAGCUCCCGAGGCCCCUGCAGCUCCCGAGGCCGUCCCUGCAGCUCCCGAGGCCGUCCCUGCAGCUCCUGAGGCCGUCCCUGCAGCUCCCGAGGCCCCUUUAGCUCCCGAGGCCCCUGCAGCUCCCGAGGCCCCUUCAGCUCCCGAAGCCCCUGCAGCUCCCCAGGCCCCUGCAGCUCCCGAGGCCCCUUCAGCUCCCGAGGCCGCCCCUGCAGCUCCCGAGGUUCCUGCAGCCGCCGCUCGGACCACAAUACCAGUGCCUUCAGUAAAAAACAGUGAAACAGUCUCCACGAGUCCAAAACCAGUCUCCAAAUCCUCUGGUCCACUCAGUCCUGCUCCAGACCUUCAAACCACCACCACAGACGCCUCUUUGAAGACUUCAGGAAGUACUGUCGACUCGGGAAAGACGAGAGAAACCCCUAAGGACAGUUUAAGAACUUCAGUGGAUCCCAAACAUACCGGACUAACAGACUCCCAAAAGUCUGUGGCGACGCUGGACCAAAAGACUGAGGGGAAUGUGAUGAAUGCUAAUGAUGCUAAUGAGGCUAAUGAUGCCGGGGUUUCUAAGGUAACCCAACAGAGCACGAGCAUGGGGCCUGGGGAUCCGCUCAUGGACAAGACUGAGGUGAUGGAGUUCGAUACCUCAGACGACCAGAACGAGCCCGAGUUCAGUCCCACAGAGACCUCACCCCUCACUGACUCCACCGACGAGGCCGACCUGAGGGAUCUGAUGGUCUCCAACAAACAGGACUUGGACCCGAGCUACAUUGAUGAUGAUGAAGAUGAAGGUGAUGAAGAUUACCUGUCGAUGCAGAGGCCUGAGGUGAGACCAGAAGUGAAGACCCGCCUGGAGACCAUCGAUACCGAAGACCAGAACUCACACUUCUUCUUCCACCUGGUCACUCUGGCCUUUCUGGUGGCCAUCGUCUACAUCACAUACCACAACAAGAGGAAGAUCUUCCUGUUGGCUCAGAGUCGCAGAUGGAGAGACAGUCUCUGUUCUCGGAACACAGUGGAAUAUCAUCGUCUGGACACGAACGUCAACGAAGCCAUGCCCUCCCUGAAGAUCACCCGAGACUACAUCUUCUAA
Messenger RNA from Knipowitschia caucasica, 1449 nucleotides. The record is from the annotation of a GenBank genome assembly. Lineage: Eukaryota; Metazoa; Chordata; Actinopteri; Gobiiformes; Gobiidae.